Molecule: messenger RNA, 2090 nt
Organism: Colius striatus (speckled mousebird)
Lineage: Eukaryota; Metazoa; Chordata; Aves; Coliiformes; Coliidae
Product: caspase-1
Exons: 9
Coding region: 783-1967 (394 amino acids)
Biological process (GO): regulation of apoptotic process; proteolysis
Molecular function (GO): cysteine-type endopeptidase activity
Source: RefSeq, a predicted model, not a curated record
CGACGCCUCAUGUGACGGGCCCGGUGACCGGGCCCCCUUCACACCCCCGUGCCCUGCCCGCCCCUGCGCCGGGGGCAGCCCCCUGCGGUGAGGCUCGGAAGAGGAGGGCAGAGGCAGUCCCUACCCGUCCCCGCCCCAAACAGCCUCUGGGUACGUGCUCCUCAGCGUCCUUCCCCGCGGGCAGCAGCCGCGGCCUAGGCCCGGCGGAGCCCCGGCCCCUCCGGAGCCGUGGGCAGGAUGGCGCUGGAGGCUUCUCACAGGGGUCACAGAAUCGUUUGGGUUGUUAAAGUCCUUGAAGCUGCUGCAGUCCCAGCCCUUCCCUCACGCUGCCAAGCCCACCACAGACCCACAGCCCUCAGCACCUCGCCCCACGGCUUUGGGAUCCCUCCAGGGCUGGGCACUCCCCCAGCUCCCUGGGCAGCCUGGCACAGGGGCUGAUACCCCUCCCAGGGAAACAGCUCUGCUUCAGCUCCAACCUCAACCUCCUCUGGGGCAACUUCACGCCUUUUCCUCUUGUCCUGUCACUUGUAACUGAAGAGCAGAGAGCGAACCCCAGCUCAAUCCAGCCUCCUGUCAGGGCGUUGCAGAGAGUGGUCCUGUCUCCCCUCAGCCCAGUUGGCUUGUAGGCACAUGAUGGGGUUUAGGAGACCACAGCAGGUUGUGCAGGAUACGACAACAGCUCUGAAGUAGGGGCUGAGAGGGCAGAGGAAGUGAUGCUUAUUUCCUGCCCGCUACCAAAGAAAUAGACCUUGUGGCUCCUUUGACAGGAUGUGACCUGAGAGAUGGCGGAUAAGCUGCUCCUGAACUCACGGACAGCCUUUGUGGAGCGUGUGAGCAAGCCACUGAUCUCAGGGCUGUUGGAUGAGCUGCUGGCCCAAGGGGUGCUGAACCAGGAGGAGGUGGAUGAGGUGCAGGAUCGGUACACGGUGCGUGCUGACAAAGCCCGCUGCCUCAUCGACAGCGUGCGCCUGAAGGGCUCCAAGGCCAGCCGCAUCUUCAUCGAGAGCCUCAGGAAGCGUGAUGGCACCUUGGCAGAGCAGCUGGGUCUGGCUGCUGACUCAGGGGCCCCCAGUGUGCAGUUGCCCUCCUACAAUGCUGAGGCCCCCCUCGGGCCCUCCAUCAGCAUCCAGGGCCAGCAGUGGAUCCAGCAGUGUUCCCUGAGCGAGUACCAGCGCAUCAGGGAUGCAGAAGGAGACCAGAUCUACCCCAUCCAUCUGCCACGGGAGAUGCGAACCCGUAGGGCUCUGCUCAUCUGCAACAUCGAGUUUGAGCACAUGAGCCGGCGGAACGGGGCUGAAGUGGAUGUGGAGGGCAUGAUAAAGCUGCUGGAAGGGCUUGACUAUGUGGUGGAUGUCCAUCAAAACUUAACUUCCCAGGGGAUGGUUGAGGUAAUGAAGGAUUUUGCAGCCCACAAAGAGCACUGCACCUCUGACAGCACUUUCCUGGUCUUCAUGUCCCACGGAGUCAGGGCUGGGAUCUGCGGGACCAAGUGCAGAGACGAGACCACAGACAUCCUUUCCCUUGACACCAUCUACAAGAAUUUCAACAACAAGCACUGCCAGGCACUGCUGGGAAAGCCCAAAGUGGUGAUUAUUCAGUCCUGCCGUGGAGGAAACGUGGGGUCCGUGAUGGUCAGUGAUUCUGCAGACCCUGCCAUGCCCACUCUCAGCUCAGCUCCCAGGAUCCCUGCAGGGCUGGAAGAUGAUGCAAUCUUUGAAGUCCACCUGGAGAGUGAUUUUGCCACUCUGCAUUCCUCAACACCAGAUACUGUCUCCUGGAGAAGCUCAGUAACAGGCUCCCUUUUCAUCCAGCACCUGAUAGAGCAGUUUCGAAACCACGCCUGGAACAGUGACUUACAGGAGCUCUUCCGAAAGGUCCAAUACUCCUUUGGAAAGUUCCCCCGACAGUUGCCGUCACAAGAACGCACGACAAUGCUCAGGAAGUUCUACCUGUUCCCAGGCCACUGAUCUCCUGCCCACGGACAAGAGGAAAAGCCAAGAACAGCUCUGCAGACACAUGGUCAAUCUCCAAACCAGCUACUUGUGCCCCCUCUGCUAGGCAAUUCCAAACAGAUCUGGAAUAAAAGAGUC